GAAGGGGCGCGUAAACAGCCAGAAUGCCGAUCUGGACCUAGUGAGGCUGGAGGGUUGCCCCGGGGCUUGGAAGGAAGAGGGGAUUACGCUCUCCUCCGUGCUUCUUUUUAGUAGGGGUCAUUCACUUCCCCAAAUGCUAUGGUCAGCAGAGACGUUUCCUCCUCCUCGGAGCCAAGCGGCAUGAAAGAAACAACAAAGGCGUGAAAGGCAAAGCCCCUACUUAACAGCCCGGCUUUCUAAUGUCCUGCCCGCCCCCACCAGGGAGGUAGCGGUUCCUACUGAGGAAACAGGCCUGGUCAGUUGCUGUUAUGAAGUGCACAGGGCCUUCAGAGAGUGAGAAAUUUGCCUUUGUAUUGGAGCAUGCUCUAGCCAGGGAGGCAAAGAUUUGGAAGGUGCCCAUCUUCCAAGAUUUCACACUAAAGGGCACAGACAUUCCUCCAUUUUAUUAUGAGAAAGCUGUUUUGUGGAUUGGAGAGUUAAGCUCACUGUUUCAGUUUUGCUCUGGAACAUUUGCCUUGGCUGCAAGCAUUCUUAACCGGUUAUUGGCAUCAGUGAAGGCGCAGUUAAAAUACCUCCAGUGCAUUGCGAUUGCUUGCCUUGUUGUUGCAGCCAAAAUCAAUGAAGAAGAUGAGGUAAUACCAUCAGUAAAGAAGCUUGCAGUGCAGAGUGGUUGUAAAUGCUCUCCAGCUGAGAUUUUGAGAAUGGAAAGAAUUGUACUUGAUAAACUUCACUGGGAUCUUUACACAGCAACAUCAGUGGAUUUUUUAAACAUUUUCCAUGCCAUGGUGAUAUCCAAGUGGGCCCAUCUGCUACAUGGGCUGCCUCAGAGGAAUCCUUCACGCCAUGCCGCAUUCUUGACCAAACAGCUGCAGCACUGUAUGGCAUGCCACCAACUGCUGCAGUUUAAGGGCUCCACAUUGGCUUUGGUGAUCAUCACCUUAGAGUUGGAGAGGAUGACUCCUGAUUGGUUUCCUGUGAUAACAGAUCUGCUAAAAAAAGCACAGAUUGACAGCACUCAGUUCAUCCACUGUAAAGAGCUUGUUGACCAGCAUCUCAUGUCUUUCCAACCAUCCAACACUGUCUAUAUUUUCAACCCUGCAAGCCAAAACAUUCAGACCCACCUGGAGGAAAGGCUACCCUGCUGUUAUUCCAUGUUGAAGAAAGCAGUGCAAAUUAACCUACAAGCCAGAGGGAGCCAGGCAGUCCCAGCAGUUUUCACACCUCUCCAAGCCAGCACUUAUGAAGAUGAUAUGGAGACAGAUGAAUUCUAUGAUGGAUUCAAUUACUUGUACAAUGAAGUUGGGACACCAGAAGGUGGACAAGGCCGCAAUGACCAACUGAGACAAAAAGGAAGUAGCAGUUUCUGUCCCCCAUUAGAGCCUGCCCCUGAGAUUGACUAGUGUGUGUGUGUGUGUGGGGGGGGGUUGCUCUGUUGUAGCAAGGAACCAGCCAGUACCCAAAGCUAUUUCUAGUAUAUCAAAGGACAAUAAGCUGUAAAUAGAAAGCACUGCCCAUUUUGGAGUCCCAACUCUCCACCUUUUUAAUCGCUCCCCACAAAACUACACUUUGGCAGUAGGUUGUUUUGAUGUAAUCGAAAUAUAAAGCUCACAAAGUAAUCUAUGCAAUGAGCAGCUGAAGGAGAACAUCUCAGGGAUCAGCAAUCAGCAGCUUGGACUAUAUUCUGCACUUAGAAAUACAAAUGGGGCCUAACUCCAGGGGGUGAGGGAGAGCUUUCUAAAGUUUUGCCUUUCAGAGUUUGCCUUUAUUUGGAUACUAUCUCUACUCUCCUGCAGAAGUUAAGUUCCGUGUCACUGUUCCUCAGUAAGCUAUGGAUGAGUGUGAAAGGUUACAUGUACAGGCAAGUAGGGCUAGUGAUGCAGGACCAGGUUCCUGCAGAUAUGGUUCGCUGGAACCCUAGCCCUGAUAUUUAAGGCCCAGUUUGUAUAUUGAUCAGGAAGCAAUCAGAUGGAUAAAGUGAAUGAAGCAGGCAUUAAAGCUAGUAAAAAUUGUGCCAUAAAGAGCACCGAUCUUUAGUGAAUAAUGUUACAUAUUUGCUGGCUGGUGACUCCAAAAGUUGAGGGCAGUGGGAGUGUUCAGCAACUUCAGAAUAGAAUCCAUGGCCUUUGGAACUAGCCCUAACGCAUUAGCACUUUUUCUUCACACCUCAUCUCUGGGUUGUUCACCAAAUGAGGUACAUACAAUUGGAAUGGUCAGAUCAACCAUUUCUGGUGCUCUUUGAAAGAAGGACUGAGGACUGUCUGAAAUGUCAGUCAAAUGUUACUUUAAAAAAGCAACAACAAUUGCAGCCUUUUAAAUUGAUUUAUAUAUAUAUUAAUUGAGAAACGCAAUUGUGGGCCUUCAAGUGCACAAAACUUGCAAAAAGCUAUUUUUUAAAAUAUUAUUCACAAGAAACAAUUUAUAUAGCUGCUUAAUGGUAUGGCCAGCCUUCUUUAGCAUCUUAAGUUAAUAGGGCAGUGCAUGUGUAAAACCAUAUUUUUUAAAAAAUGUGUAAAACGGUGCUAAAAUAUAUUAAGGUGAACAUAUCCAAAGACUGCAUGGUACCCACAGUGAACUUUAUUACAUGUUUAUACAUUACUGUAAAUGCCAAAAGGCAAAGUUUGCUGUGGGGUUCAAGAACUGAUUUGAAUGCAUACCCCCGAACCUGUGGGUGCCAUGGUGCCCACCAGCACCUUUUCUGGCACUCACCAAGUGCUUCCAGGAAGUGGAUGGGACCAAGUAGGGCUUUUACCCAGCAAGGAUUCCAAUUGGCUGUGCAGAUUUUUUUUUAUUCUCAAGCACUUUUUUCUCUGCUUGCUGGUUAUCUGGAUAGGCUCAGACACAUCCAUAGCCAUGUUGGAAUGCAUCAGGGAAUUGGAAACAGAAGUGUGAAAUCAAUUGAAAAAACUGUGAAGUCUGUGCUUAGCGCUAAGAAAAGAAAAGACUGAACAAGAAGGGUCUUGCCAGCACAGUGGCUGAUAAACUAAAUAAGCUAGGAUUCCAACAUUUUGAAAUCAUAGUAUAUUAGACUACAGACUUUUUAUAAUGCUUUCCACAUGUCUGAAGGUCUCAUUUUAAAGGAAAUACUUGGAACAAUAUUGGCUGUUUAUGCAGCAAAAGGACACUUUUGUUUAUAGGAUCAAAAACAUCAACUGUUUCUUUGUCAAGCUGUGAUUUGACUGUACUUUUUAUGCAGGUAAGGUUUUUUCUUUCGUAAAUGAGGGGGGAAUUUUUUUGUAAUGAUUGUUAAUUAAAAACUGAAUUGAACUGCUUUUGACUUUUUUCUUUAAAGGUAUGCCUUAACACUGACAGCAAUCACCACACUUUUGGUACAGACAGAGAAAAAUACUUUCAGUGA
Messenger RNA from Gekko japonicus, 3355 nucleotides. It is a transcript of the gene CCNI2, whose product is annotated as cyclin I family member 2. Gene Ontology annotation, molecular function: cyclin-dependent protein serine/threonine kinase regulator activity. Lineage: Eukaryota; Metazoa; Chordata; Lepidosauria; Squamata; Gekkonidae. Gene Ontology annotation, cellular component: cytoplasm; nucleus; cyclin-dependent protein kinase holoenzyme complex. Bases 309 to 1400 code for a protein of 363 amino acids. The transcript is spliced from 7 exons. Gene Ontology annotation, biological process: regulation of cyclin-dependent protein serine/threonine kinase activity; mitotic cell cycle phase transition. The record is from RefSeq and is a predicted model, not a curated record.